Molecule: messenger RNA, 1299 nt
Organism: Aspergillus clavatus NRRL 1
Lineage: Eukaryota; Fungi; Ascomycota; Eurotiomycetes; Eurotiales; Aspergillaceae
Product: glycoside hydrolase family 16 protein
Exons: 1
Coding region: 1-1299 (432 amino acids)
Source: RefSeq, a predicted model, not a curated record
AUGAUGAAGACACUCCUCCUCUCCCUACUGCCGCCACUCCUGGCUGCAACAGCCUUCUUUCCCUUCGUUUCAGGAGAUCGCAGUACCGCAUCUCCCAAGCUGCCAUUCGAUUACCACAGGUGCCAGUGCGAUUGUUAUGUCGUGUCGGGCCCUGAGCCGGGCUACUUCGAGAACUAUGCCUUUUGGGACUUUCGAAGGAUUCCUUUGCCGGACAGGAAGGUCAACGUCGAACAAAGCGACAACAGCUCCAAUCCCCUACUGCUGACCAAGAGAAGAGUUCACAACAGCGAGAGCGAACCACAGGAUACAAACAGUACCAAUAGGACCACGAUGGACGACGAUGAGGAUGACUCCAGUACCCUCCUCCUCUCACAUACUGCGUUUGCAUAUGACUGGAAACCGCAAAAGUGGCAUCGGCAUAGCAAUAGUGUGGGCCCCGUGCCCCUGCUCAACUCCCCGGAGAACGUCUUCUUUGCCAGAAAUCCUCUGGACGAAGACGAUCCCGAGUCCACCCAUCUCGUUCUGCGCGCAACACGGUUUUCAGACCACACCGCAACAGCCGAGAUCGAGCAUUACCUGCGCAACGUCUUCCAUUGUUCUCUCCGAGUCCGGAUGCGCGUUAUGUCAAUGGCGUCUGUGGCACAGCAGCCCAAGCUGUACGGACAUUAUCUGCCAAACAACACCACUACCCAGGGAUCGACGGUCCCCAGCGGCGCUUGUGCGGGCAUCUUCAUCUAUCGCUCCUCCACCUGCGAGUCUGACAUCGAGAUCUUGACCUCAGAUCCACACACCGUCGUCCGGUACGCUAAUCAACCAGACUACGACCCCGUAACUGAUACCGCGAUCCCAGAAGCUGGUUCGAUUGGCAUAUUGUCGGAACCAUGGACGAAUCCCACGACGCAUCGCGUCGACUGGCUGCACGAUAUCUCGCGCUGGUACGCCAACGAUGAACUGCAAGCCUCCAAGAGAUAUGGUGUCCCCAGUCUACCAAGUAUCAUGGCGAUCAAUCUGUGGAGCAAUGGGGGCAACUGGACCGGCGAUCUGUCUGUCGGACAAAGUGUGUAUGUUGGUAUCGAGUGGAUCGAAUUCGCGUACAAUACCUCCUUGAGAUUUCGCAAUGCGCCGGAUGAUAUUGUUCCCGUAGAGAGACAUAUGCGUGGACCUGUGGCUCGAUCUGCUUCCGAGCCCGAGUCCGACGACGACGUGGAAGCGUUGGAGGAAGCCGAUCGUCUCUCGGAGAGGAAGCGGGGACGCCAAUGUCGGAGACCGUGUUAUCUGGACGACGUCGAGUAUUCAUGA